Molecule: messenger RNA, 3474 nt
Organism: Coccidioides posadasii C735 delta SOWgp
Lineage: Eukaryota; Fungi; Ascomycota; Eurotiomycetes; Onygenales; Onygenaceae
Source: RefSeq, a predicted model, not a curated record
CCGUCGUGCCUGGGGCGACUCAACCAGAAAAUAGCCGUGGACGUCACACCCCCCCCCCUUCCGGCCUUAGCCAGACAACAGGAACGACAGUCAAUAGCCACCAGCCAACACCAAACCACUUUCUGACCACAGCAACUCCUCGAACUCACUUUGCGGUUAGUCGCUUGCUGCGCGCCAUCCUCCGUAUCUUCAAAAUUGUCGUAUACAUCGCGCAUAACAUACGUCAAUUUGGCUUGCUACAGUAAGACGUCUAGGCAUUCUCCACACGCUAGUUAACUCCGACUGUCUCAGCCCGAUCCAACUCAACCCUUCUCCCAUAUGCGUGUCGGCGACAUCGACUCCAUGCUCCUCCCUCUUCUCUCCGCUACCCCAUGGACGCAGAUACUUGUUUGAUUUAAUCCCUCCAUACCCGGUCCGAAAGAGAUCACUUAUCGCGCCCAGAUUGCGCUGGGCUCUCUCGCCACCUGCUCCGCUCCUGAAACGCCGCGCCUGUCGACGUCACCUUCCCCUUGGCUUCCCGUCGCCCUGACUGAACGCGACUUGGCAUCGAUACGAUCGAAUAACCGAUGCGCUUGCCUACUGUAUCAGUGGCGGUGAUACUGCGAUAGUAGAUGAGCUGCCUACGCGACUUGCCCGGUCGCUGAAUUAACUCGUGCUGGUUACGGUGGGACGGAAAAAAGGAGGAAGGGAGAUCGAGCAGGGUCAGCUCUCAUAUGGAAUGUUUCGACUGAUUCCUUGGUCUAUUGGGGGUAAUAAGGUGACAGCGGAGGAGGUGAAGAUGUUGGCUGUACCGCAGCAAAAGUCGCCGAACAUGGCAGGCCCGACACCGCACAAGUUAAAACGGAAAAGGACGAACUCGAGUGAAUUGGGACCACCGCGUGGCGGCAACGGAGUCACUUCACCGACAACUAAGGCAGAGUCCUUUCACCAAGCCAACAACGUUGCCCAGAAUAACAUGAGCGAAGCGCAACAUCUUGAGCCUACGAGCAGGACACCGCCCUCUGCAACAUCCACCGAUAAUGCUAUAGUACAAACGGCUGCCUCACUGCAGCACAGUGGAGGAGAAGGAAAGAGCAUACAGGGCCAACAAUUGAAACAGCAGGGAACAGAAGGCGCAUUAGGCGCCGCAUCGAUUCACAGGAUGGAUGUCGAAACGUUGCGCCAAACGCUGGAAGCUCAGCUCAGUCUCGAAAUCCUGCUCAAGCACAACGAACUGCGCCUUAUCGAUCAGGAAAUCGCAAAAUGUCAGGUCGCUAUGGAGCAACUUCGUCGCUGCUCCGAGAUUCCGUUUCCAACCUCGAGUAUAUCCGGAAUUUCGCAAGCUGUUAGCAAUGGCACGGGAUUUGCGGUCUCACGGCCUGAAGACUGUCGACAACCGGUCUCUCCCUCUCCAUGGGGAGUUACCGAUGGCCCUUACAGUCGCCACUACGCAAGAUGGCUAUUGCCAGAUCCUCGAUUCGACGGUGGCGAACUCGAGCCUAUACCCUCUGGAAUUUAUGGUGCGGGCAAGAGUUUGAUGGAAGGUCGCACGACGCGUGGAUCGUGGGCGGAAAGUACAUCAAGGUCGCAACGAAACUCAGCCGGUGCAAAACUACAGGCCCUUUCGAGUGGUUACCCUCCACCCAAAGACAAAGCCGGACCCAUGAUUAUGAAGCGAAAAUCAGAUGGCAAAUUAGUAAAAUUGGUGUGCUUGGAUUGUCGAAGAGACAAUUUCUCAAGCACACAAGGAUUUAUUAAUCACUGUCGGAUAGCUCAUAAUCGCAGCUUUGCCAGCCACGAUGCUGCCGCUGCAGCGUCGGGUGAGCCAGUAGAGGUUGACGAGUCUGGCGCGAUGAUAUGCCGGAACAACGAAACAGCUUCUAAUGCCCCUCCGGGAUACGUUCACCCUUUGAUUAGAUCUGCACAUGUUUUAGACUCCACGGCGAGGAAUGCCAUGCAAAAACGGUCCCCGUCAAACACCCAGCGUGAAGACAAGCCUGUCAGCAGACCCGCUGCCAAAAGUGAGACGGCUAACGUGGAAUCCUACUCCCCGGCCAAAGCUCCUCCACCAAGCAUACGUGACUCUGCUAUGAGCCCCGACUUCAAAGCUUCACCACAGACGCCGCAUCUUUCUGCUCUAUUGCAGAAGCAGGGCCUUGGCUUGGAUCUCUUUAAUAUCGUUGGCGACGCUUUAACAAAGACAGAUAUCGCCUCAUACUCCUCCGAGGACGACUCCGAUGCGGAUGCUAUGGAUGUGGAUACUACAUCCAACGUUCAAGAAGCCCCGCCUAAUUUUCGAAGUACUCGCUUGCCAGCUCGUUCUGUGGCUGCUCCCCUGCAGACUCAGCGGCCAAGUAGCCGCAAAGGAUCUGACAAGCGUUCUCAAAAGGUGCCAUCUCUACCACCUCUAAGACACCCCCCUUCAGCGCCAGCGGCGCACCGAUCUCCCUACUCUCCGGCUAUGGCGACAAGAACGAGCCCGCGAAGUGAACGGCAGCCGGUGCCAAGUAGUGAUAUUGAGAUGGUUGAUUCGAACUCUCCUAAUCUGAGCCCAAACACUGUUGAAUCCAACCAGGCACCUAGCUUGGUCAGUGAUGACGAUGAAUAUGAGGCUCCCUCAGAAUCCGAAAGCCCGAGUCCCAGCCCAUCGGAGUCCGGCCAGGACGACAUAUCAUUUGACAAUAUUGAGGUUCAGGAUGGCUUUGAAGCGAGUGGUGACGGAUCAACAACUUCCACGACCUCCGUCAGCUACUCCGAACCUCACAAGCGCCAUUUAUCCACCGUUACGCGGCCUCCGCAAGCAAAUCCUGUGAAAACGAGAUCCAUCAAACGCAGUCGCACCAGUGGCACUGUUGAAAAUAGCAGUAUCCAGACUGAACAGAAGCGCGUCACAUUUGUCUCGCCUCCAGCCUCUCCCACGAAGGGCAAGAAAGGUAGUGCUAGGAAACCUCGCCGAAAAUAGUCUGACUGUUGCCAUGUAUCGGGACGUGGUCUGGAUUUCAACAGCCACACGAUAUCCUCUUUUACUUUUCGAUGUUCUAGAUCCUUUCCCUAUACCGAUCUUUUCCAAUUAUUUCAUUAUAAUUUUUCUACUUUCCUGGUGGCGAGCGGGCGGUUGACUAGUAUAUUUCCUCAGUCACACGGUUUAGGGCUGGGUCUUGCACAAUCAGCCACUGGCGUUUGGGGUUCGCGGGUUUUCAAUUCCCUGCUAUGUGUCCUUUUUUUCCCCCCCCUCCUUGCAUAAUACUCCAUACACCACUUUACUCUUUGUUUUGCACGCUGAAUUCGUGAUGAUAGCAUCUGGCUUGCUUUGGGUUUGUGAGUGGCUAUGGCCAUGGUUGAUUCGUGGCCUAACUUUUCUUUUUUCCACUCCAUUGCUCAGGAGCCUUGUUGUUAUAUAUGAAGUAUGAGCUGUCGGGUGAAAACUUCCUAUAUCUGGGUUACGGGAAAUUGUACUCUGUAGAGAGCUUUAUGAACGAAUUUCCUUUGAAGGCA